Messenger RNA from Malaya genurostris, 4688 nucleotides. RefSeq names its product sodium-dependent serotonin transporter. Lineage: Eukaryota; Metazoa; Arthropoda; Insecta; Diptera; Culicidae. Bases 940 to 2976 code for a protein of 678 amino acids. The record is from RefSeq and is a predicted model, not a curated record. Gene Ontology annotation, cellular component: neuron projection; membrane. Gene Ontology annotation, biological process: serotonin uptake; sodium ion transmembrane transport. The transcript has 9 exons. Gene Ontology annotation, molecular function: serotonin:sodium:chloride symporter activity; serotonin binding.
GGCGCGAAUUUCUGCCAGUCGUCAACGUGCAGCCAAACGGUGCGGACUUGGCACUCUUCAUAUGGCGAGUAGAAGAACUUUCAACACUUGUCUUGAAUUUGAGAACUGAUUAAUUACAAGAAACAUUCAACAGUUGUUACUUUCUUUGGUGUUGGUGAAAAUAAAUGUUUUAACAAGUUAACAGAAUUGGCUAAGUGAAAAUGUGUUAAACGGUAGUGAACAUGUGCUUGGUCAAUGCUUACAAUGAGCAAGCUACCAAACAAUAAACAUUCACCCUUGACAAAUAGGAGAUUUAAAAGAGCUUCAGUUCAAUUUUCGACAAAUUCGGAAGUCAUUGUUUGCGUUCGCUUCUAACAGCUUACUUCGAACGUAGGCACAAUUUCAUGCAAUCGUCUCGAGUUCAGCAUUCGUUUGUUUUAAGUGCCGCUGGUGAUUAAAAAGCUUUUUUGGGACAGGCGCCACAACGAAAAGAAAAAAUUUCCCUAUCAUCUCAAUCACGCACAACCCAGCAAUCAUCGGAGGAAGCCUAAUUGAAAAAUGUUGCAGCACCCGUUGGACAUUCGUUCGAAAUGAUAGCGACAUUAUGUCCAGGCAAUAAUGAGGAGAGCACCGGGUAUAAUAGCACACGAGAUUAGAAUCUUGAAGUGGUCUGCGGUGGCCAUUUUCGCUGCCAUCGCGAGGCGUACAUCGCAACAUUUUGCAACAAAUCCGGGUGCCUCCGGGAAGAUUCACUGGGAGAAAAACUAAGCGAAAAAUUUGUUACAACGCCCGAACGAAGAACUGAAGGGGUUUUCAUUUUUAGUUUCUCCUUCCAAAUGUAGGAACACAAAAGGGGUUAGUUCUCUGUUGGAAUACAGUAGAUCGGUGUUCGUGUUUUAAUUGUCAUUACUUGAGUAGGCGUGUGUCAUAUGCCAACUCUGGUGCCGGUCAGUGAAUAAAAUGACGAAUGAUACGAGCACAACAACGAAAGCCAACGCCAGCUACGAUCAAGGUAACAGCAAACAGCGUGAAUCGUGGCACUCAAAUGGUGAUGUGACCGGCGAUGCUGGACCUGAUCCCGGCGGGGAUGGCGGUGCAGAUCCGGACUCCAAUACGACAUCGAAUGAUCAUGCGAAGGAAACAACGGCUCUGAAUCCGAAAGUGAGCCAUCUCGGUGUCAAUAAAGAAAGAGCAUUGGUGGUUACGCUGACCGGUGAGCGACGCCGGGAAACGUGGAGUCAGAAGACUGAGUUCCUGCUUGCUGUGAUUGGAUUUGCAGUAGAUUUGGGAAAUGUUUGGCGCUUCCCCUACAUCUGCUAUCAGAACGGAGGUGGAGCUUUCCUCAUUCCGUACUGUAUCAUGCUGCUGUUCGGAGGGUUACCGUUGUUCUACAUGGAACUGGCCCUGGGACAGUUUCAUCGGUGCGGCUGCCUCACGAUUUGGAAACGGAUUUGUCCUGCUUUGAAGGGUGUCGGGUACGCAAUUUGCCUGAUCGAUAUUUAUAUGGGCAUGUAUUACAACACGAUUAUCGGCUGGGCAGUAUAUUAUCUAUUCGCCUCAUUUAACUCCGAAUUGCCGUGGACGAAAUGCGGUAAUGUAUGGAACACGGAUGCCUGCACCCCGGUUACAGCCAUGGCAGCAAACAAUACGACUGUGCUGAAUAUAACCACUACUACCGCCGGAUUCAUCAAUGGAACGACCGAGUUCUUGGGCAAUAUGACAACGACGUUGGCCAGUUCCCUUGUGGGUGGUGUCGAAGUGGAAAUGGUCCGUACCAGUCCAGCUAGAGAAUUUUUCGAGCGUCAGGUUCUGGAGCAGUACAAAUCGGACGGACUGGACUAUAUGGGACCGAUAAAGCCCUCGCUGGCACUGUGUGUUUUUGGUGUGUUUGUAUUGGUGUACUUCGCCCUAUGGAAAGGUGUCAAGAGUGCUGGCAAGGCGGUUUGGGUGACGGCUUUGGCCCCGUACGUAGUCUUACUGAUCCUGUUGGCUCGUGGAGUCACACUACCCGGAGCUGCGGAAGGAAUUCGGUACUAUUUGACUCCGGAAUGGCAUAAACUGAAAAAUUCGAAGGUGUGGAUCGACGCAGCCUCGCAGAUCUUCUUCUCCCUCGGGCCUGGAUUCGGAACGCUGUUGGCCUUGUCUAGCUACAAUAAAUUCAACAACAACUGCUACCGGGAUGCACUUCUGACGAGCAGCAUCAACUGCCUAACCAGCUUCCUGGCCGGAUUCGUCAUCUUCUCGGUGCUCGGUUACAUGGCCAAUGUGCAGGACAAAUCCAUCGAAGAUGUCGGUUUGGAGGGACCGGGACUGGUGUUUAUCGUCUAUCCGGAAGCGAUCGCCAUGAUGAAAGGUUCCAUUUUCUGGUCGAUCAUAUUUUUCCUGAUGUUAAUCACCCUCGGGCUGGACAGCACGUUUGGGGGGUUGGAGGCAAUGAUUACGGCGCUUUGCGACGAAUAUCCGAGAGCGAUCGGUCGGCGGCGGGAGCUGUUUGUUCUAAUCCUGCUAGCAUUAAUCUAUAUCUGUGCGCUACCAACGAUGACCUACGGAGGAGUUUAUCUGGUCAAUUUCCUGAACGUGUACGGGCCGGGGCUCGCAAUAUUGUUCGUCGUGUUCGUUGAAGCGGCCGGCGUGUUCUGGUUUUACGGAGUGGAAAAUUUUUCGUCCGACAUCGAACAGAUGCUUGGCAAAAAGCCGUCACUUUUCUGGCGCAUCUGCUGGAAAUACAUCAGUCCUACCUUUUUGUUUUGUAUUCUAAUAUUCUCACUGUUGGGAUAUGAAGGCAUGUUGGAGGGCGAGUAUAAAUACCCCGAAUGGAGCGUUGCGGCCGGUUGGAUUCUGACACUGUCUUCGGUGCUCUGUAUUCCAUUAUACGUAAUAUACAAGUUUAUGCGGAGUUACGGCAGUUUCACUAGCCGUCUGCGCCAAACGUUCAAGCCGGAACCGUUGAUACCGACGGCCGUACCUGGCCAAAUCUACACCGGAACUGCCGUCUGACAAGAUUGCCCACCCGCUGCCGGUGACUAUCAGACGUCACAAACACAAGAAACUAAUAUUUGUUGCCAUAGUAGCCGCCGCAGCUGCUGCUACUGUUGCUUUGAUCGUAUCGAUUCACCAACGAACUGUAGCUGUUCCCCAAAACACUGCAACUACUACUAUUACAACUACGAGGAUCCUUCUAGCGAGUAUCCUACCUACAGUGUACGUCGUGCGCCUAGUGGUACCGCUGUUAAUAACGAUGAUAACAAUGCUGCUAAGCUUAGAGUUGAUCUGCUAUUAGAUGUCGACGCCUGCAACUGCUACAAGAAACUUAGUGAUGUUAGUGAUAAUAAUAGUACUUACUACAGCUCCAGACCUUGCGGUAACCGCAUUAGUUACUCCGGACUGUAUCCGGGAAUCCGAACGAAGAAGCUGUCGUUUCCGUUGGCCACGGAGUGGCUCGUUUGAAUCGAUGCAUGCCAAAGAGUUUAUAUCUCAUUUUUCGCAGACUUCCAAUUUUUCUAGAGAUAGAUGCAAAUUAUAACACAAGCUCGUUUUAACGCUGUUACUUCUAAUUUUAGGCUGAGCAUUUAUUAGAAAACACGAAGGAAACAUGGUUGAAUUUAUGAAUAGGCUUUGCUGCGGACAAACCGACGCAAAGGCAGCCACUUAGCGACGGUUUGUGUCGCUAUGCGGGUUAUCUACUCUAUCUUCGGAAAUUUGUUACCUCCGCCGGUUCCGUUGCCUACUUUAGAGCGUGUUUAUUGAACACAGGGUGUUUGGUUUUUCAUUGGGUGCCCAUUCAGGUGGUUUAGAAAGCCAUAUUUGGUGCAGGCGGUAAGCUGACAUGAAAAGCUAGAGAAAGGAGAAGAAAAUACUUCUUGAAAGUGAGUUUUCUUUGCAUAAGAUUUGAUGACACUUGGUUUCGAGUCUAGUAUUCAUUGCUUUCUCUGGGCGAUUUGAAUUUUACGCAAUGAAGGUAAAUCAAAACUUUUCCCCAAUAAAAGCAUGGCCUACUUUUUUAUCCCUUGAGCUGUAUAUUUUAUCGGUCUAACAAUCCUGCAUUCAUAAAAGCUUUUCUUGAUUGUUUGCGUUUUGAUUAGUUUUUGUUUAGAUACAGAUCUUGGUGGCUGGAAGGAACUUUCAACAUCCAAUAUGAUCAUCUGCCCACUCUCGAAUGGCCAUCCUCAAUGCGAAACUAAACUCCCUGCGUAUGCCAUGUACAAAUGAUGUUUACUGUUAGCUACUAUUGGAUAUUAUUGUAAGAAUCGAGAGUGUUUUGUUAGACGAGGAACACGAAUUUAAUGUGUUAGUAGUAUAUAUUUUAUAGGCCUACAGAAGUUAGUCGGAAACUAUUCUACAGAGAUAUAUUUAGCCACAAGCAGUACGUAGUUUAAUCAAAGACGUUAGUGUGUUUUAGCAUGUGCUUAAGAAACUACAUAGACUUAAAAAUCAAACACUUUAUAUAGCUAGUAAGAACGCAAAGCCUGUACAACGCAUAUUAAAGUAGCAUUUAUUUACGGUCUCCUGCCAGACUGGAAUGUGCUUCAAACUGUGACAAGCAAAUAACGAUGUCCAAACCGUAAGCAGCCAUUUACGCUUUGGGCAUUACCUUGCCAAACUUUAGAAUGUCUUAACAAUUUUUAGUCAGAGGAAGUGAUCGGUUUUAACUUUUCUGUAAUUUUUCAGACAAUAAAAAAGACUUACGUUAGAUUCUCAACCUGGAACAA